CUCAGACGCCGCUGGCUCGGGAGGGCGCUGGGCGGCGGCGGCGCGGCUCCGAGCCCGGCAUGGCUCCGCAGGGCAGGUGGCGGCGAGCCGGCGGCUGGCUGCUGGCCUGGGCGGCGGUGUGCGGGGUGCGGGCCGCCGGCUGCCCCGCGCUCUGCACCUGCAGCGGGACCAGCGUGGACUGCCACGGCACCGGGCUCGGGGGCGUCCCCAGAAACAUCCCGCGCAGCACGGAGCGCCUGGAGCUGAACGGGAACAACAUCACCCGGAUCAACAGGAACGACUUCUCGGGGCUGAAGCAGCUGCGUGUCCUGCAGCUGAUGGAAAACCAGAUCAGCAUGGUGGAGCGGGGAGCGUUUGAUGACAUGAAGGAGCUGGAGCGGCUACGGCUGAAUCGGAACCAGCUGCACACGCUGCCGGAGCUUCUGUUCCAGCACAACCAGGCCCUGUCGCGACUGGACCUGAGCGAGAACCUCCUCCAGGCUGUGCCGAGGAAAGCCUUCCGCGGAGCCACCGACCUGAAGAACCUGCAGCUGGACAAGAACCAGAUCAGCUGUAUCGAGGACGGGGCGUUCCGCGCGCUGCGGGGCCUGGAGGUUCUGACACUGAACAACAACAACAUCAGCGCCAUCCCCGUGUCCAGCUUCAACCACAUGCCCAGACUCCGGACCUUCCGCCUCCACUCCAACCAGCUGUUCUGCGACUGCCACCUGGGCUGGCUCGCGGGGUGGCUGCGCCAGCGCCCCACCAUCGGGCUCUUCACGCAGUGCGCCGGGCCCCCCCCCCUCCGCGGCGCCAGCCUGCCCGAGCUCCAGAAACACGAGUUCAGCUGCUCAGGACAAACGGACGCCUCCCACGCCCAGGUCUGCAGCCUCUCGUCCGGCUCCUGCCCCGCCAUGUGCACCUGCAGCAACAGCGUGGUGGACUGCCGCGGCAAGGGGCUGACGGCCAUCCCCGCCAACCUGCCCGAGGGCAUGACAGAGAUACGCCUGGAGCUGAACGGGAUCAGAUCUGUCCCCCCUGGGGCCUUCUCACCCUACAAGAAGCUGCGGCGGAUAGACCUGAGCAACAACCAGAUCUCGGAGAUCGCACGUGACGCCUUCCAGGGGCUGCGCUCGCUGAACUCCCUUGUGCUGUAUGGGAACAAGAUCGCAGACCUGCCCAGGGGCGUCUUCGGGGGACUCCACGCGCUGCAGCUGCUGCUCAUCAACGCCAACAAGAUCAGCUGCCUCCGUGCUGACACCUUCGGGGACCUGCAGAGCCUCUCGCUGCUCUCGCUGUAUGACAACAAGCUGCAGUGCCUGGCCAAGGGCACCUUCGCCCCCCUGCGGGCCAUCCAGACGCUGCACCUGGCUCAGAACCCCUUCGUCUGCGACUGCCACCUGCGGUGGCUGGCGGAUUUCCUGCGCGCCAACCCCAUAGAGACCAGCGGUGCCCGCUGCGCCAGCCCGCGCCGCCUGGCCAACAAGCGCAUCGGCCAGAUCAAGGGCAAGAAGUUUCGCUGCUCAGCCAAGGAGCAGUACUUUAUCCCAGGCACGGAGGAUCAGCAGCUGAACCGCGAGUGCAGCAGCGACGUGAGCUGCCCCCCGAAGUGCCGCUGUGAGGCCAGCGUGGUGGAGUGCUCCAGCCUGAAACUCUCCAAGCUCCCGGAGCGCAUCCCGCAGGCCACGGCAGAGCUACGCCUGAACAGCAACGAGAUCUCGGUCCUGGAGGCCACGGGGCUCUUCAAAAACCUCCCAAACCUGAAAAAAAUCAACCUGAGCAACAACAAGGUGACGGAGAUCGAGGACGGGGCCUUCGAGGGGGCGGCGUCCGUCAGCGAGCUGCACCUGACGGCCAAUCAGCUGGAGUCGGUGCGCGGCGGCAUGUUCCGGGGCCUGGCGGGGCUGCGCACCCUGAUGCUGCGAAACAACCGCAUCAGCUGCAUCCACAACGACAGCUUCACGGGGCUGCGCAGCGUCCGCCUGCUCUCGCUCUACGACAACCAGAUCAGCACCAUCGCGCCCGGCGCCUUCGACACGCUGCAGUCGCUCUCCACGCUGAACCUGCUGGCCAAUCCCUUCGACUGUAACUGCCGGCUGGCCUGGCUGGGUGACUGGCUGCGGAGGAGGAAGAUUGUGACGGGGAACCCGCGCUGCCAGAACCCCGACUUCCUGCGGCAGAUCCCGCUCCAGGACGUGGCCUUCCCCGACUUCAGGUGUGAGGAAGGCCAGGAAGAGACGGGCUGCGUCCCACGGCCACAGUGCCCUCAGGAGUGCACCUGCCUGGACACGGUCGUUCGCUGCAGCAACAAACACCUCAAGUCCCUGCCCAAGGGGAUCCCAAAGAACGUCACUGAGCUUUACCUGGACGGCAAUCAGUUCGCGCGGGUCCCUGGAGAGCUCUCCUCCUUCAGAUCCCUGCAGCUGGUAGACCUGAGCAACAACAAGAUCAGCUCCUUGAGCAACUCCUCCUUCAGCAACACGAGCCAGCUCACCACCCUGAUCCUCAGCUACAACGCCCUGCAGUGCAUCCCCCCACUGGCCUUCGAAGGGCUCCGGGCGCUCCGGCUGCUGUCUCUGCACGGCAACGACAUCUCCAGCCUGCCAGAGGGCAUCUUCGCCGACGUCACCUCCUUGUCCCACCUCGCCAUCGGGGCCAACCCCCUGUACUGCGACUGCCAGCUACGCUGGCUCUCGGGCUGGGUCAAAACGGGCUACAAGGAGCCCGGCAUUGCCCGCUGUGCCGGCCCGCCCGACAUGGAAGGCAAGCUGCUGCUCACCACCCCGGCCAAGAAGUUUGAGUGCCAAGGUCCGCCGGCCCUGAGCAUCCAGGCCAAGUGUGACCCCUGCCUCUCCAGCCCAUGCCAGAACCAAGGCACCUGCCACAAUGACCCGCUGGCUGCCUACCGCUGCACCUGCCCCAGCGGGCACAAGGGCAAGGACUGCGAGGAGCCCGUGGACAGCUGCUCCAGUGGCCCCUGUGUGAACGGCGGGACCUGCCAGCCCCCGGCGCGGGAGGGAGCUGGGUUCACGUGCCUUUGUGCAGCAGGAUUCGAGGGGCCGACCUGCAGCGGCAUCAGCGACGCCUGCCAGGACCACGCUUGUGCCAAUGGGGGCACCUGUGUGCAGGGGCCCGGAAACUACACCUGUCUGUGCCAGCCCCACUACACAGGACGGACCUGCGAGGAACUGGUGGAUCUCUGCUCCGUGGACCUCAGCCCCUGCCAGCACAGUGCCCAGUGCGUCGUCACCGCCGAGGGGCCCCGGUGUGAGUGCGCCCCCGGCUACGGGGGGGACAACUGCAGCCUGGACUACGACGCCUGCCGGGACCACCGGUGCCAGCACGGUGCCCAGUGCCAGGACGAGGGGAACGGCUACUCCUGCCUCUGCACACAGGGCUACAGCGGGCAGCUGUGUGAGAUGCCGCCUCGCGCCCAGCCCAGUCUCUGCGCGCGGGCCGAGUGCCAGAACGGGGCCGACUGCGUGGAGCUGGGCAGCCGGGCCGUGUGCCGCUGCCGGCCUGGCUUCGGGGGCCCCGAGUGCGAGAAGCUCCUGAGCGUCAACUUCGUGGACCGGGACACGUACCUGCAAUUCACCGACCUGCACAACUGGCCACGGGCCAACAUCACGCUGCAGGUCUCCACGGCCGAGGACAACGGGAUCCUGCUGUACAAUGGGGACCGGGACCACAUGGCCGUGGAGCUGUACCAGGGCCAUGUGCGGGUCAGCUACGACCCCGGGAGCUACCCCAGCUCGGCCAUCUACAGCGCCGAGACCAUCAACGACGGGCAGUUCCACACGGUGGAGCUGGUGACGUUCGAGCAGAUGGUGAAUCUCUCCAUCGACGGCGGCAGCCCCAUGACCAUGGACGGCUUCGGCAAGCCCCACACGCUGACCAGCGAGGCGCCGCUUUACGUGGGAGGCAUGCCGGUGGACGUGAACUCGGCCGCCUUCCGCCUCUGGCAGAUCCUCAACGGCACCAGCUUCCACGGCUGCAUCCGCAACCUCUACAUCAACCACGAGCUGCAGGACUUCACCAAGACCCAGAUGAAGCCGGGGGUGGUGCCCGGCUGCGAGCCCUGCCGCAAGCUGUACUGUCUUCACGGCCUGUGCCAGCCCGACGCCGCCCGCGGCCCCGUGUGCCACUGCGAGCCGGGCUGGGCAGGGCCGCACUGCGACCAGCAGGGCCACAGCCCCUGCCAGGGCCACAAGUGUGUCCACGGGGACUGCGUGCCCCUCGACGCGCUCUCCUACAGCUGCCAGUGCCACGACGGGUACCGCGGCGCCCUGUGCAGCCAGCAGGGGGAGCUCUACAACCCCUGCCAGAGCCUGCAGUGCGGCCACGGGCACUGCCAGAUCUCGGACCGGGGGGAGGCGUCCUGCGAGUGCCAGAGCGGUUACGCCGGCCAGCUGUGCGACCAAGAGUCGGCGUGCCGGGGCGAGCCGGUGCGGGACCACCCCCAAGUGCAGCGGGGCUAUGCCAUCUGCCAGACCACGCGCCCCGUCUCCUGGGUGGAGUGCCGGGGCUCCUGCCAGGGCCAGGGCUGCUGCACGGGGCUGCGCCUCAAGAGGAGGAAGGUCACCUUCGAGUGCAGCGACGGCUCCUCCUUCGUGGAGGAGGUGGAGAAGGCCAGCAAGUGCGGCUGCGCCCGGUGCAUGUAGCAGCCGGGGGCGGGCGGGGGACGCCGAUAGAGACCGAGGGGCGGAGCCGCCGGAGGAACCGCCCAUGAGCCGGGACCGUCUGCCUGGCACUCCCAAAGCCUGCCUCGCUGUCCCUCCCCCGUGUGCACCGCGGGCGUGAGCCGGGCCCCGCCCGGCCGCCCUGGGGCAGGGGCUGCCCCAUGCAGCGAGCCAGCACGAAACACCCGUGUAGAUAGGGAGGGUUUUUUAAACCUGCAGCUCCCCCAAUGUAUUUAUAGUGGGCAGGACACGGGAGCCGCCCCAGCCCCCUCCUGUCUGUCUCUGCUUUCUCCGCUUUGUACAGCCCCAGCCCUGGGCUCAGCCCCGCCAUGUGAAUUCCCAUGGGCUGGGGGCCUGGCAGCCGGGGGUACGGCGGGGGGCUCUGACCCUGCUGCCUUUGCCUGGGGUGGCGGGACACGGCCGGCUCAGCGGCAAGGCCAGUCCCAGCCGUGCAGCAUUGGCUGGAACGGCAGCAGUGUUGGUUCGUGGGCCGCGCCGGAGCCGCGGUGGCCAGAGACAUGCCCUGCCCCACCCCACCCCCUCGCCGUGGGAGUGUUGAGCCCAGAGCCACCCCUGCUGUGCCAGGCCCCCGGCACUGCCCCCGCCUCAGGGCUGAGCUGGGAGGACGUCAGUGUUUGGGCUGGCGGCCUGGCCACGUGCCCGGGCAAGCGCAGGGCCUGCUGCGGUGGCCGUGAAGCCAGGCUGGGCUGUUCCUGCCUGUGGGCGCGGCCGGAGCCGGAGCUGCAGCCCCUCCCCGGGCCGGGCCGAGUACCAAAGGCGCGCCUGUGUCAGCCGCUGGGUGCCACGGGGGCUGGGUGUUCCCUCCCCCCACCAGUUAACAUGGGGCCAUGCGUCACUGCCCUAGUGUUUGUGUGACAAGGGCCCGGGGGUGGGGUGGGGGGGGAACAGUGAAUGGUUGAACAGCUGGGCUAUUUAACCCCCCUUGACCCCAACCCCCCGGCCAGGCUUGGCCGGCGCAGGGCCCUGCACGCUGAAGUGUGUGUGUGUGGCAGGGGCGGGGCCGAUAGGGCCAAACCCACACUGCCCUGCACCCCAUUGGAAUAGGGCACUUGAAAAACCAGGGGCCUCCUGUGGCUGGGGGCCCAGCAGCUAAGUGCUUAUGAGGCCCAGGCCGGGGCGUCCCGGUGGCACCAGCUGGCGCACUGUGAAGGCCUGGUUGGGUCCUGCUCUGGUGUGGGCAGGAAGCAGCCCCACAGAACUCUGGGGUGGAGCCAGGGAUGAGGAUUUUAGGGCUGCGGGCUGAGGGAGGGGGGGAGUGAGGGCCCUGGACUGUGGGUGCAGGUUCC
Chelonia mydas (Green sea turtle) is the source of this 5965-nucleotide messenger RNA. It is a transcript of the gene SLIT1, whose product is annotated as slit guidance ligand 1. The transcript is spliced from 37 exons. NCBI's taxonomy places the organism in Eukaryota, Metazoa, Chordata, Testudines, Cheloniidae. Gene Ontology annotation, biological process: negative chemotaxis; axon guidance. The record is from RefSeq and is a predicted model, not a curated record. Bases 60 to 4640 code for a protein of 1526 amino acids. Gene Ontology annotation, molecular function: calcium ion binding; Roundabout binding; heparin binding.